Molecule: messenger RNA, 1231 nt
Organism: Chelonus insularis
Lineage: Eukaryota; Metazoa; Arthropoda; Insecta; Hymenoptera; Braconidae
Product: E3 ubiquitin-protein ligase TRAIP-like
Exons: 5
Coding region: 92-931 (279 amino acids)
Biological process (GO): replication fork processing; protein ubiquitination
Cellular component (GO): site of DNA damage; nucleus
Molecular function (GO): ubiquitin protein ligase activity
Source: RefSeq, a predicted model, not a curated record
AGUAUGUUUAAUGUGUGUGGGCUACGCGUUGGUAGUAAAUUAUAUUAAUUUUAUUUAUUUGUAAUAUUUGUUUAUUUAUUAUUUUGCGAAAAUGAAUCAUCAGUGUUCGAUAUGUUGUGAAAUAUUUAAGUCUUCCAAUGAAUUAUGUUCACCCCUUUGUGGACAUGUAUUCCAUUUUCAUUGUCUUUCACAGUGGCUUGAAAGAUCAGAAACAUGUCCACAGUGCCGGCAAAAAACAAACUACAGCGAAGUCCAUCGGCUUUAUUUUCACAAUAGUAUAAAUUGCGAAAGUGACAAUUUAGCGACACUUCAAGAAAAGCUUGAUAGCUUAGAGUUAGAAAUAAAAUUAAAGGACACUCGUCUUAAUCGUCAUAAAAAUGAAUUACAGACAUUGAAAAAAAAAAACGAAGAAUUGUCUAAAGAACUAAAUGACUUAGAAUCCAAAAUGAAUCAGAAAAAAAGUCAUAUGAAAGCAUUACGAAAUGAAAAUAUAUUUUUAAAAAAUAUGAGUAUUGGAAAUGAAAUGAUGAAAUUGGAUCUCUUACGGAUUCAAAAACAACUACAAAAUGCAGACGAUUCACAACAAUAUAAAGAACUAUUAGAAGUGAAAAAUAAAUGUUUAAAAGAUGUUACUGCUGAAAAUGAAACAUUGAAAAAUGAUAAUUUUCGGCUUGAAGAGUACCUGAAAGAUAAAGAAGAUGAAUUGGCAUGGGCUAAUUCAAGACUAAACAAGAAUCGUGAUAAAAUAAAAAAAUUGAAACAUAAACUGAAGAAGUAUAAAUCAAAAGAAGUAGGUAGUUCAAAUGAACAAGACAAUUCAAAUGAAGAUAAUGAUACUGAAACUCCAAACGAAAAUCAUGAUGAUACCACUGAAUCAAAUGAAAAUGCCGCCGCACCUUGUUUGAAAGUAUACAAUCUUCGUGACAGAUAAAAAACCAAAUGAUAAUUUUAACACCUUUAGAAAUAAUAUUUUUUUUAAUUAAUUUUCUCUCUCUUUUUUUUUGAAGAAUAAUCAUGUUAAUUUGAGAUAAUUAAAUUGUUAAAUAAUGAACUCUUUUAUGUAGCUAAUGAUCUCGGAAGCUUUUCAUAGAUUGAAAACUUCCUAAUAAGUAUAAGCAAAGUUAGAAAAUAUUAUGAGCUUCCAAAAAUUUUAUACAAACAACUCUACUACCUCGAACUAGGUUAACUAAUCUAGUAGAAAUAUUUAUUAAAACAUUGAUAUUUUUUAAUA